AUGCUCAACAUAACACCGGGGAGUGUUCUUACCACCACCACUAUUUGUUUGGCGCGGUCGAUGCAGCCUCCGACCCGUACUCCGAGGAAAUCACUCUUCGAUAACAAACAUGGCCAACGAUAUCAUACCUUUGAACACAAGAAAGCACCAUACCCUCUCGCCUAUACCAAGAGUGUCUUUGAACUGGAGUCUAUCGAUAUGCGCCUAGUCCAUCAUAUGAAUGAUGGCUCUGUCUCCUUCGUCGACUUCACCGACGAGAAUUGGACCGCGGAGGGGUCUUCUUCCACUCCCCAAAGGUCGCUCGAUCUAGGUUGUGGUACUGGGGCGUGGGUCAUCGAUGCAGCCAAGGAAUGGCCUGACUGUGAAUUCGUCGGCUUCGACCUCAUGGACAUCCAAAUACCGCUUACCAGUCUUCCAUCCGACUAUGCUUCUAUUUCAGAACGCGUAUCUUGGGUACAUGGCAACUUUCUAACCAACAAACUCCCUUUUGACGACGACGAUUUUGAUCACGUUCACAUUGCGGGGAUCGCACAAGGCGUCCCAGAAAACAAGUGGGGACCGUUGUUUGAGGAAAUCAAUAGAGUGCUAAGGCCGGGUGGUGUCGUGGAGAUUGUAGAGGAUGACAUCAUCUUCCCACUUCUGCCGAAAUGGUUUACUGCCCCUCUCCGAGCACGUCCACGGAGGACAACCUCCGUUCAUUUUCCCAACGGCACACAUCGUGGCCUAUACCCGUUCGCAGAUACCCAGUCCGAUGACACACAACACGAUCACGCGCUCUUAGAGUCGCUGUACAAGUCUGUAUUUGAAAGUCGCUUCAUAAACCUUAACCCCACAGCCAUUCUCCCCAGUUAUUUCACGACAUACUUCAGGCAUGUUACUCUCGGUCCUGUGAUAUCUUUCUUCAUGCCCCCCGUUCCGCCAUUACAACCUCUUCCUCCUCAAAUCAUCACAUCCUAUGUGAUCGACCCAAACUCAGACACGUUAGAUUCUCGCACAUCUACCGUGUUUGCGUCUCCCAGUGAAGUCAGAGGGGCAUCACUGUCUUUCUCAUCUUCUUCCACGACCACAACCGAUUCCUCAAUAUUCAUGAGCACUCGGCGAAAGUCGUCUUCUGUUUCGACUUACGAGAGCUCGGAAACAGCUCCCAAGGAGACUAAUGGGGUUCCUGACCCACCAGCAGUCCCGCCAAAAACAUACACAUUGGAUAUGGCUGUUGACGAAGAGCCUGCAUCUCCGACUGCAUCACGAAAACUCUUACGAAAGCAACUUGGUGCUCUCAAUGAGCGAUCGCUUGCCAUGCAUUUAUAUCGAUCCUACCAGUUCGUCCUCGCAUGUCAAGAGGAAAUGUGGGAAGAGCUGAAAGAUCGGUUACGAAACCGUAGAAAUGAGCUUAAACCAUUUGGCUGGGACGAUGACGAGGAGUUGGAGGAGUUACAGAGCCGCAAGAAGUUUGAGCUGCUUGUCGACCGGUACCGGACCGACAUGCAGAGCCGAACUUCUGUGUGGUGUUCAUUGACGGGAAUUGGAUGGCCGUUUCCGCCACGGGAACCGCUAUCUAAAGCGGAGCUGAUUGAAGAGGAGCGGAUUCGGGCAGCAAUGCUGGAAGCACGCCUUUAUGCAGAUUUGGAGGAAGACAGUGUCCCAUGUCGUGCGAUGAGGGUACUGGUUGGUUAUAAACUUUGA
Messenger RNA from Mycena indigotica, 1683 nucleotides. RefSeq names its product UBIQUITIN-CONJUGAT-2 domain-containing protein. Bases 1 to 1683 code for a protein of 560 amino acids. The record is from RefSeq and is a predicted model, not a curated record. NCBI's taxonomy places the organism in Eukaryota, Fungi, Basidiomycota, Agaricomycetes, Agaricales, Mycenaceae. The transcript has 11 exons. Gene Ontology annotation, molecular function: methyltransferase activity.